This is a messenger RNA of Caenorhabditis angaria, 267 nucleotides long. The record is from the annotation of a GenBank genome assembly. NCBI's taxonomy places the organism in Eukaryota, Metazoa, Nematoda, Chromadorea, Rhabditida, Rhabditidae.
CUGAUCGGAAAUGAAAUUUUGCAGGUUUACGGUGCAAUUCUUGGUCGACAAAAUAAUCGACAAGUUGAGGCGAUAAAUUCGUUUCAAUUAAAAGUCGGAUAUUCGGAUGAUGGAGUUGAUAUAUGUUUUGCAGAAGUCGAAGUGUUCCCCGAACUCAAAAUCAUCGGCAUCUAUUGUUGUUCAGAAAAUGACAUUCUGACUGGAAAUGAGAAAUCGAUGUUGUUGAAAUUGGCUUUGACAAUGACGGGUGUCGAAAAAAUACACUAA